Salpingoeca rosetta is the source of this 942-nucleotide messenger RNA. RefSeq lists its product as uncharacterized. Lineage: Eukaryota; Choanoflagellata; Craspedida; Salpingoecidae. Gene Ontology annotation, biological process: biosynthetic process. The record is from RefSeq and is a predicted model, not a curated record. Gene Ontology annotation, molecular function: catalytic activity; pyridoxal phosphate binding. Bases 1 to 942 code for a protein of 313 amino acids. The transcript is spliced from 10 exons.
AUGGCACUGCAGAUGACAGGCUGCAACAUUUCGUACUGCCCACGCGACCACACAACCUUUGCGCCAGAUCUUGACUGGCUCGAGGCCAACCUUGCAGGAAAGAAGAUGCUGGUGCUUGUGAACCCAUGCAACCCGACGGGAACGGUGGCCAGCAAGGAGGAACUGAAAGCAAUGAGCAAGCUCUGCACACAGCAUGGUGUCUGGUUCAUUGUCGACAACACAUACGAAUACUUUGUGUUUGACGGCGCACACCAUGAAUCCAUUGGUGGCGACCACGUGCUGAACGUGUACUCCUUCUCCAAAGCAUAUGGGCUCAUGGGCUGGCGCGUGGGCUACAUUGCAUGGCAGAAUGAUGCCCUGACGCCACAGUUGAUGAAAGUACAGGACACAGUUGUCAUCUGCCCGGCUCGAUUGAGCCAAGUUGUCGCGUUGGGUGCUGUGGCUGCAGGGCACGAGUGGUGUGCUGAGCGCAUCCGCAAACUCGACACAAACCGAGAGAUUUUGUUUGACGCGAUUCGCUCGUAUGAUCCCAACGCACUCGUUGGACGCCACGACGGCGCCAUCUACGCCAUGGUCAAGGUUGACGGGCGCGUGCUCGCGUGCGCGGUUGGCGGCAGCGUGUACAUCUUUGACACGGCCGCGCUGUGGAACACGCCAGCAGAGGCCACGCCCAAGCAAGUGAUUCAGGAGGAUGCAGACGACACCAUUGUUGAGCUCCUCUUCAACCCGGGCAACUUUGCCGACAAGGCCAUCGAAUGGUGGGACACGUUUGUCGUCGCAACAUCGCACCGCCUUUCGCUGUAUCAGAUCACCAAGAAGACGGGCCAGUACGACAGAACCUCAACUACAACCACAGACAAGGCCAUCACGUCCCGCUCCAAGUACCGCAUCGGCCGGCUUGGAGUUGACAAACUUGAUGGCCGCUGUAGUGUGUGCAAUUGA